AUGGUCACCCUCUACGACGCCUGCAUCCCGAUGAUGAUCAAGUACCUCGGCAACCUCAAACACAUCCUCAAAAAAGCCGAAGAACACUGCGUCGCAAAGGGCCUGAACCAGGAGGAGAUGAUCAAAUUCCGCCUCAUCGAAGACAUGCGAAGCCUCGACUUCCAAGUCCAAUCCGUCUCCAACACGGCAAAAUUCAUCCCCACCCGCCUCGCCGCCCUCCCGGACGUCUUCUUCGCCGACGACGAGUCCACCUUCCCGCAGCUGCAAUCCCGCGUCGACGCCACCGUCGACGUCCUGCGCGCCAUCCCCCGCGACGCCUUCGACGGCCGCGAGGACGCCGAGGUCGUGCUCGCGUCCAAGAUGGGCGACUUCAAGUUCACGGGCUACGCGUACGUCGUGCAGUACGCGUGCCCGAAUUUCCACUUCCACCUGGCGUCGGCGUAUUGCAUCCUCAGGCACCUGGGCGUGCCGCUGACGGCGUUUGAUUACCUCGACUCGCAGAAGGAUUUGUUCGUCAAGGUGGAGAAGGCCGAGUAG
Molecule: messenger RNA, 537 nt
Organism: Colletotrichum karsti
Lineage: Eukaryota; Fungi; Ascomycota; Sordariomycetes; Glomerellales; Glomerellaceae
Exons: 2
Coding region: 1-537 (178 amino acids)
Source: RefSeq, a predicted model, not a curated record